UUGAAUUUAAUUCGGUCUCAUUUAGUUGCGUUUAAUGCUGGAUGCGGUGCGGUUGUCAAAAUCAAAAUGAUGCGAAUUAUAAUAAAUCUAAUUGUGAUACUCUUAACACAACAUUUCUCUGCUGCUGCUGCUUUUGGUGACGAGACUUGUGAACUGAAUCGAGAAAUGGAACAACAGUGUCGCAGUUAUACCUACUCCGUUGUUAAGCCUAUGCUAGAUUACUUGCGUCAAGUGAGCGAAGAUUUAAUGGAAAGUGAAUCGAAAGAUAGAAUCAUUAAGGACUUGAGAGAAAAACUAGUUCAGAAGGAGAAUAAUAUAGAAUUCAUAAAGGAAUCGCAGGAAAAUAAUGUGAAAUUGAUAAAAGAAUUGCGAUCUCAAAUCGAACUACAAAAUAGAAUAGAUGGUCUGUUAACUGAGAGCAAUGGUAAAUGCAAGGAAGAAUUAGCGAGUAAAUCUAAGAAGUUUGCUAGAUUGGAAGUUGAACUAAAUGAAUUGAAUUCCAGUCACAUGGCAAAAAGUAACGAAAUAUCUAAAAUGAAUACCAGCAAUAAGAAUUUAGAAUUGCAAUUAAAAGAUGAGAAAAACGACAUACAAGUAAUAAAGAGCAAUCUUAAUUUAUGUCAAAUUAAAGUAGAGGAAUUAAGCAAAUUGGAGUCGCAGAUUAAAGUGCAGAAUGAUAGAUUAACAGUAGAAUCAAACUUUUUUGAAAAAUGUAAAAGGGAUUUAGCAGAUAAGUCUGACAAAAUCAAAGUUUGUGAGGUUCAAUUGAGGAAUCUAAAUUCCAGUCUCAUUGAAAAAGAUGAAAUUAUUUCAAGAAAUAGUGAAAAGAUCUUAGGCUUGGCGAAUAAGGUGACAUUAAAAGAGAGUCAAUCAGAGUUACUAAUUAAAGAAAGAGAUAACCAGAAAUAUCAACCAGAAGUUCAUAAAUUAAAUAAUCUUCCAUCAGAUUGCCUUGCAUUUACUAAAAAUCCUGGUAUUCACAAAAUCAAUGUUUUGGGCUUUGGUUCUUUCGAUGUUCUGUGUAAAAAUAAUCAGGUAAACUCAGGUUGGUUAGUCAUACAAGUUAUGAAUGAAAAGGAGAGUUUCAAUAGAGAUUGGACCGCUUAUCGUGAAGGAUUUGGAUCCAUGCAAGGCAAUUUUUUCUUGGGACUGGAGAAGAUACAUCAACUCACGAAAUUGCGGAGACACGAGAUUUUUGUGAAUGUCAUCUUAUCAAACGGCGACAAUUUUUGGAAAAAUUACGACGAUUUUAAAAUAUCUGAUGAAGAUAAUGGAUACGCGCUGAAGUUGGGAUCAUUGUCUGGACAUACAUAUUUAAGAAAAUAUUUCACGGAUGGCAUGAAAUUCACAACACACGAUCGCGACAAUGACAAUACUGAGCGUGUAAAUUGUGCUGCUCAUUUCGGUUUUGGGUGGUGGUACAACGAUUGUAAUUGUGCUCUUCGUCGAAACGGUGUAUUUUGCGAUGUGAUUGAGGAAAUGGUAAUGCUUAUACGCCCCAUAUAAUUAAAAAAUACCAAUUUAAAAAUUGGAUUGAUAAGUGUUUUCCACACGUUAAUAAAAUGCUUUAAGUGGACUCGAUAAUACGCUUCAAAUUUAAAUGUUUAAUUGUUGCCUUUACUACUCCAAAUCCAGAAGGUUGAUAAAACUAAAAAGGUGAGAAUUGAAAAUGAAGAAUUCCAAAUUACAACUGAAGUUCCAUAGCGCAGCGACCUAAGGCUUCUUUUAUAGUAAA
Drosophila sulfurigaster albostrigata is the source of this 1735-nucleotide messenger RNA. RefSeq names its product fibroleukin-like. Lineage: Eukaryota; Metazoa; Arthropoda; Insecta; Diptera; Drosophilidae. The record is from RefSeq and is a predicted model, not a curated record. The transcript is spliced from 3 exons. The coding region runs from base 67 to 1506 and encodes 479 amino acids.